GCCGCGGGAGGUUGAAGCGCUGAGGGGAGCGGGGCACGGAAGGGCGGUUCCGCCGCGUUCUUUCCCCUUUCUCCCCGGUCCUUUGGGGUUUGUGCUCCCCCAGGGGCCUCCCCUUCGCUCCCCAGCCCUGCGGGUCGGUGCUGUGGCUGCGUUUUUGGGGUGUAGCACCUCAGAACGAGCUCCACAGGUCUGUGGCCGUGCUUAUUGCUUCCCCAGGGUUCAUCUUGCUUCUCUGCGAGUGGAAAACUAGCAGGGCAAAAGCUUGAGUGUUAAUUGUAUUGUGUUAAUAGAGUGUUAAAAGUAUUGAGUGCUGAUAGAGCCUUUUGUUGUUGAGACAGUAAAAGGAGUGAGUGCCUUUAUAUAACGUAACUAUAAGCAGGAAAACAAGAGGACAGUUACAGACGUACCCAAAGUGCAAAAGUCAAAGACAGCUGUUCAUCUCGAGAUGGAAGAGUCAGUGCUGGAUAAAUUGCCAUCUUUGUGCAGUACUCCGAAGGAUGCUGGGGCACCACCUGCACCAGGGACCAGUUCAGGGAAACAGCAAAUGAGUGCAGCUCUGAGGGAACGAUUAAGGAAAACAAGACGUUCAUUUAAUGCCAAUUUUACAGUGGCAAAGCGGCUCAAAAUACACACAGAAGAAAAAGACACUGCUGGUGCUGCCACUGAGUGCUUGCCAGAGACAAGGGCAGACUGCUCCAGGUUACAAGAUGGUUCUGAAAGCCUGGAAGGAAAUGGCACUGGACAUACAUGUUUCAAAAGUCCCUCACAGGAGAGUGAUCCCUGUGGAUCAGCAGAGGAUUCAGAUGUGCUGCAAGUUGAUGUUGGUCAGCAGGAGUCCCUUGAAGAGAAAGUGAAGCUGGAGAAACAAGUGCAGGAGAAGGAGGAGCUGCUGCGUAGGCUCAAAAUGGUGAAGAUGUACAGAUCCAAGAACAACCUGUGUGAGCUGCAGGCUUUGAUAGUGAAGUGGAGGAGCAGCACCCAGCUGAUGCUCUAUGAGCUGCAGUCGGCCUUUUCUGCAGAUGGCACGAAGGUGAGUCUCACUCAGCUCAUCGACACCUUUGGCUUAGAAGACCAGUUACUGCACUACAGCAGAACAGAAGAAGAUUUUGUAGAUGCAUAAUCUACAGCUGCAGAGCUUUCUUUGCACAGACACAAAAGCAGAAAAGACUGAAUAAAUACUGAUUGUGUCAGAAGUGUUGGUCAGACAAUGGACUUUAUGCUUUGGGGUUAGGAGGUUUUCUCCAGAGAUACUUGUAAAGCUGUGUGCAUACAUACAGUAGGCACUGUAAAAGGCAUUACUUAAUGGAAAAAAAACAAACUGGUGAUGUUUUGGAGAAUCUGGCUUAAUGACUUGGUCAGUGAAUUUUUAUUUAAUAAAAAUAAAGUCAUAGUUUAA
Messenger RNA from Melospiza melodia melodia, 1396 nucleotides. It is a transcript of the gene SFR1, whose product is annotated as SWI5 dependent homologous recombination repair protein 1. The transcript has 4 exons. Gene Ontology annotation, biological process: double-strand break repair via homologous recombination; positive regulation of DNA-templated transcription. The coding region runs from base 446 to 1120 and encodes 224 amino acids. Lineage: Eukaryota; Metazoa; Chordata; Aves; Passeriformes; Passerellidae. Gene Ontology annotation, cellular component: Swi5-Sfr1 complex. The record is from RefSeq and is a predicted model, not a curated record.